Suricata suricatta (meerkat) is the source of this 1988-nucleotide messenger RNA. RefSeq names its product DnaJ heat shock protein family (Hsp40) member C9 (gene DNAJC9). The record is from RefSeq and is a predicted model, not a curated record. Bases 563 to 1345 code for a protein of 260 amino acids. NCBI's taxonomy places the organism in Eukaryota, Metazoa, Chordata, Mammalia, Carnivora, Herpestidae. Gene Ontology annotation, cellular component: cytoplasm; nucleus. The transcript has 5 exons. Gene Ontology annotation, molecular function: heat shock protein binding.
AAAAGAUCGGUAUUUUGUGCUUUUGGUUAGGGUUUUUUUCUUGCAGGAAUCAAGGGAAAGCCCUUACCCAGCAGUUCCAGCCUGUAGGUUACAAAAUUAUUGGGUCUGCCCGUUCUGUGUAUAACUGUCUGAAUCAUUGAAAAAGAACAUGUUGAACCAUGUCAAAUGCCAAAUGCCGAUGCUAAUGCAUUUUUUACUUAAAAAAAAAAGGGCAAACAAGACAGCAAUAUAUAGAUUCGAGUAAUAUGGACGUGCCAUAUAUUAAAUAAGCUUAUGCUGGAACACUGGGGAGAAGAUAGGCGCCAGCUUUCCCGAGUUAGAGGAGGAGGGCGUCCUGGCACGGCGCUAUCACCUAACCGAGGCCUCUGGGCUGGCCACGCCCCCGUGCCGGGGCCGCCGUACGUAAUGUGUGACGUCCUGGCCACGCCCCUCCGGCGCUUCUAGUGACGCGGUCGCCGUGGGUUUUUUUGCGCGGGAAAAGGAGGCAGUUCGGGGCGCUGGAAGUGCUGCCGGCCCGGCAGUUUUUGCGGAGUCUGCAGCUCGCCGCCCGCCCCUGCCGGCCAUGGGGCUGCUGGAGCUGUGCGACGAAGUGUUUGGUACUGCCGACCUUUAUCGAGUGUUGGGUGUGCGGCGCGAGGCCUCGGACAGCGAGGUCCGGCGCGGCUAUCACAAGGUGUCCCUGCAGGUCCACCCAGACCGGGUCGGGGAGGACGACAAAGAAGACGCCACCCGCCGUUUCCAGAUCCUCGGGAAAGUCUAUUCUGUUCUGAGCGACAAAGAACAGAGAGCACUGUACAAUGAGCAGGGAACUGUGGACGAAGAUUCUGAUGUGCUCAACCAAGAUCGGGACUGGGAGACGUAUUGGAGGUUACUUUUUAAAAAGAUAUCUCUAGAAGACAUUCAAGCUUUUGAAAAGACAUACAAAGGUUCUGAAGAAGAGCUGGCAGAUAUUAAACAGGCCUAUUUGGAUUUCAAGGGUGACAUGGAUCAGAUCAUGGAGUCUGUGCUGUGUGUGCAGUACACAGAGGAACCCAGGAUAAGGAAUGUUAUUCAGCAAGCCAUUGAUGCAGGAGAGAUCCCAUCCUAUAAUGCCUUUGUCAAGGAAUCAAAGCAAAAAAUGAAUGCAAGAAAAAGGAGGGCUCAGGAAGAGGCUAAAGAAGCAGAAAUGAGCAGGAAGGAGUUGGGCCUUGAUGAAGGAGUAGAUAACUUAAAAGCAGUCAUUCAGAGCAGACAAAAGGAUCGGCAAAAGGAAAUGGACAAUUUUCUGGCUCAGAUGGAAGCAAAGUACUGCAAACCUUCUAAACGAGGAGGGAAAAAAACGCCUCUCAAGAAAGAAAAGAAAUAAUGGAUUUUUCUCUUCAAAAGCCUUUAGGUGUUAAUUGUGCCUUUACAGGCAAGGGACAGUCAAGAUUUCAAGACAAAAGUCAGUCCUGCCCUUGAGAAAAGUUGUCCUUCCAGCUUAAAUUAUUAGAUCAACUCUGUAAACCAAGCAGAAUCUCUCAACCUGAUUUUAGGAACCCUAGAAAUCCCCUGACAGUCUUUGAGGUCCUGUAUGAAGGAAUCUGGCGGUGAUUUUUGAGGGAACGGGAGAGGGUGGUGUACUCUUGGCAGCACUUGCUUCUGUGGAUCUUCUGUACAAGGAAUUCUUAUCUGGAAUGUGGGUCUGUCCCAAUGUGGCUUGAGCAGUUGUCAUUUUGGCACAGAGGAGUGUGUACACAGCCGCAGAGUACUGGAAGUGAUGUGCGUGUUUAUUAGAACAGUAGGUCUGCCUGGCUAGAAAGCUUUCAAAACACGUGCUGGACAUCUGUCUUUCAGAUAUUUCCGAGUUUACUCUUGGGCUUAAUAUUCUUGAAUAGAUCCCCUUCCCUUUUUGUUUGACUCAGCCACUUUUGUACUCUGCUUGAAGUAUAGGAGAAACAGAUGUUCACAUUACCUCAGGCAUCUUUGUAAGACUUAAUACAUGAUGAAAUAAACAAGUUUAAAAAGAC